AUGGCGUCCCGGAGACUAGCUUUGAACCUCUCGCAGGGGCUGCGAAGCCGGGCUGCUCUUUCCAGAGCGAGCCCAAUUACCCGGGGCUUCGCUACGCCUUCCAACACCCCCUUCGGCAAGACUCAGACGACAACAUUGAAGAAUGGACUGACGGUCGCCACCGACUACUCGCCCUUCGCCCAGACCUCGACCGUCGGCGUGUGGAUUGACGCCGGCUCAAGGGCUGAGACCGACGAGACCAAUGGCACCGCACACUUCCUCGAGCACCUUGCCUUCAAGGGCACCACAAACCGGACGCAGCAGCAGCUCGAGCUCGAGAUCGAGAACAUGGGUGGUCACUUGAACGCCUACACCUCGCGCGAAAACACCGUCUACUUCGCCAAGGCCUUCAACUCCGACGUUCCCCAGACUGUCGACAUUCUUGCCGACAUUCUCCAGAACUCCAAGCUCGAGGAGUCCGCCAUCGAGCGUGAGCGCGAUGUCAUUCUCCGCGAGUCCGAGGAGGUCGAGAAGCAGAUGGAGGAGGUCGUCUUUGACCACCUUCACGCCACCGCCUUCCAGCACCAGCCCCUUGGCCGCACCAUCCUUGGUCCCCGCGAGAACAUCCGUGACAUCACCCGCACCGAGCUCACCAACUACAUCAAGAACAACUACACUGCCGACCGCAUGGUUCUUGUUGGCGCUGGUGGUAUCCCCCACGAGAAGCUCGUUGAGCUCGCCGAGAAGAACUUCAGCGGCCUCCCGACUUCCGGCCCCCAGACCUCGGCCUACCUCCUGUCCAAGCAGAAGGCCGACUUCAUCGGAUCUGAUGUCCGUGUCCGUGACGACAACAUCCCCACCGCCAACAUCGCCAUUGCCGUUGAGGGUGUCAGCUGGAACGACGACGACUACUACACCGCCCUCGUCGCCCAGGCCAUUGUCGGCAACUACGACAAGGCUAUCGGCAACGCCGCUCACCAGGGCAGCAAGCUCAGCGGUUUCGUUCACAAGCACGAUAUUGCCAACAGCUUCAUGAGCUUCUCCACCAGCUACAGCGACACUGGUCUCUGGGGUAUCUACCUCGUCACCGACAAGCACGACCGCAUCGACGAUCUCGUCUACUUCGCCCAGCGCGAGUGGAUGCGCCUUGCCCGCAACGUCAGUGAGGCCGAGACCGAGCGCGCCAAGGCUCAGCUCAAGGCCUCCAUUCUCCUCUCCCUUGACGGCACCACCGCCAUUGCUGAGGACAUUGGUCGCCAGCUCGUCACCACCGGCCGCCGCGCCAGCCCCGCCGAGAUUGAGCGCACCAUUGACGCCAUCACCGAGAAGGACGUUAUGGACUUUGCCAGCAGGAAGCUUUGGGAUCAGGACAUUGCCAUCUCCGCCGUCGGAAGCAUCGAGGGUCUCUUUGACUACUCCAGACUCAGGGCCACGAUGAAGCCCAAGUACUAA
This is a messenger RNA of Colletotrichum paranaense, 1431 nucleotides long. Its product is annotated as mitochondrial-processing peptidase subunit beta. NCBI's taxonomy places the organism in Eukaryota, Fungi, Ascomycota, Sordariomycetes, Glomerellales, Glomerellaceae. The record is from RefSeq and is a predicted model, not a curated record. The transcript is spliced from 5 exons. Gene Ontology annotation, molecular function: metal ion binding; metalloendopeptidase activity. Gene Ontology annotation, cellular component: mitochondrion. Bases 1 to 1431 code for a protein of 476 amino acids.